AUGGCUGGUGGCAAAUCCGCAUCUGGCAAGGCCGGUAUCUCCGCUUCGGCCGGACCCAAGUCGCGCUCGAGCAAGGCUGGCAUCCAGUUCCCUGUCGGCCGUAUCCACCGUCACCUGCGUCGCGGCAACUACGCCCAGCGCAUUGCCGCCGGUGCCCCCGUCUACCUGGCCGCCGUCCUCGAGUACCUGACCGCCGAGAUCCUCGAGCUGGCCGGUAACGCUGCCCGCGACAACAAGAAGACUCGUAUCAUCCCCCGUCACCUGCAGCUCGCCAUCCGCAACGACGAGGAGCUCAACAAGCUGCUCGGCAACGUCACCAUUGCCCAGGGUGGUGUCCUGCCCAACAUCCACGCCACUCUCUUGCCCCAGAAGUCCAAGAAGGCCAACCCCUCCCAGGAGCUCUAA
Molecule: messenger RNA, 405 nt
Organism: Kickxella alabastrina
Lineage: Eukaryota; Fungi; Kickxellomycota; Kickxellomycetes; Kickxellales; Kickxellaceae
Product: histone-fold-containing protein
Exons: 1
Coding region: 1-405 (134 amino acids)
Cellular component (GO): nucleosome
Molecular function (GO): DNA binding; protein heterodimerization activity; structural constituent of chromatin
Source: RefSeq, a predicted model, not a curated record